AUGCCCUUCGGACGCAGAACCCACCACCACCACACCACUACCACCACGCGCCCCCGACGUCGUGGCCUCUUCUCCCGUCGCCCUCGCCAUGUCCAUCAUCAGAAGCGCAAGCCUACCAUGAAAGACAAGGUUAGCGGUGCGUUGAUGAAAAUUCGGGGUAGUUUGACUAGACGCCCUGGUCUCAAGGCUGCUGGGACUCGACGUAUGCAUGGGACGGAUGGACGGGGUCACCACAAGCAUGCCCACAUCUUCUAA
Molecule: messenger RNA, 255 nt
Organism: Pochonia chlamydosporia 170
Lineage: Eukaryota; Fungi; Ascomycota; Sordariomycetes; Hypocreales; Clavicipitaceae
Exons: 2
Coding region: 1-255 (84 amino acids)
Source: RefSeq, a predicted model, not a curated record